Molecule: messenger RNA, 1092 nt
Organism: Protopolystoma xenopodis
Lineage: Eukaryota; Metazoa; Platyhelminthes; Monogenea; Polystomatidea; Polystomatidae
Source: the annotation of a GenBank genome assembly
AUGCUUAGGCUCACAAUAGGCCAUCCAUUAUUCGCUCGGUUAGUUGUGCCUCUGGUCAUAUCGAUUAGGGCUUGGCGUGUUUCAGCACGGCUUUGGCCCCUGUUCUGCCUGACUCGAUUCGACGAGAUGUGGCCUUUGAUGGCCAGAUGGACGGAUGAGAUCUCUUUUUCUAGCGUGAGGCCUCAUGCAUCAAAACAAACCGGUCGAUUGGGCUGUGAGUUAUUUAUGGCCGUUAUUGCAGCAACAUUUCUUUCCGUGCCUAGAAAAAUUCCAAAUUUAGUUCCCGAGUCCUACAAAUCACAUGAACCUGCCUGGAUUACAGCUACGUUAAACUGGUGCCGCCCUGCAGGUUCCACCUUUGCAGAUAUCGACUCGUCCUCCUCUCCAUUCUUGUCAUGGCCUCUCCCACCUUCUGAUAUUUGGCGCCGAGUAUUCUCUGAUAUUUGGUGCCAGCACCACUUUCCCCCAGAACAGCAGCAGCGGCAACACCAAGGCCAACCGAUUGAACUUUGUGCCUCUCAAGCAUUGGCCCGAAAACUUGAUGCUCUCUUGGCUGGCAGUCCGCUACCAGAGGAACCGACCUGUUUACAGUCAUCAAAUCCUUCUUUAAUGAAAGAGAAGCAUCAGCAGCCAUUUAGUAAGCAGCGAGAAGCUCAAAAUUGUAGCCUCGAUGGCAUUCACCCGAAUUGUUGGACAUCGGGAGUUGCUGGGUCACCAGGUCUCAUCUCUCAAGUUGAUCUUGGGCGACUUCUUGCCGGCCUCUGUCUAACAACGCCUCAUGCUCGGCUGGCUGAUGCCCUUGCGGCAGGCUAUCUUGCUUGGCGUAGGUUGGCAGGACUAACGGCUCGACUAUACGCCGACACAUGCCUACUGGCCGGAGGCUUGGCCGAGGCUAAGGCCACUGCUGAUCAGAUGGCCUGUCGUCUAGCUGGCCUUGAGGCAUAUGCUGAACGCUCACAGCAAACCGAUUUCCUGUCCGACUUGGCCACCCAGAUCUGGCAAGUUCUUGCCCAGGUGAGUUAUCCAAUCUAUGAAUUUAAUUAUAACUAUAAACAGAGCUUUAGGAUGAUAUUCAUCGGUAAUGCGUUCUGA